Molecule: messenger RNA, 835 nt
Organism: Pistacia vera
Lineage: Eukaryota; Viridiplantae; Streptophyta; Magnoliopsida; Sapindales; Anacardiaceae
Product: proline-rich receptor-like protein kinase PERK5
Exons: 4
Coding region: 278-835 (185 amino acids)
Biological process (GO): protein phosphorylation
Molecular function (GO): protein kinase activity; ATP binding
Source: RefSeq, a predicted model, not a curated record
AGAGUUCCUCUCCGUCCUUUCCGACCGUGACUUCCCUUACCGCUCCAUCAAAAUGUUAGCUGCCGAGCGCUCUACAGAAUAGCAGCUAACUUUCGAGGACCAAUUGUAUACAAUUGAAGAACCGGGAGAAGAGAGCCUUGGUAUUGUUGAUAAUGCGCUGUUUAGUGCUGGUGAUUCGAUUAGUGGCAGUUUGGUUGCUGAUAAACCUUUCCCACUGCCUUCCCUAGGCGUUAGUCCUGGAAGUUUGCGGAGAACAUUUACUUAUGAAGAGCUAAAGAUGGCAACAGACAAUUUCUCUAGUGCAAACUUCCUCGGUCAGGGAGGUUUUGGAUGUGUCCAUAAGGGUGUCCUUCCUAAUGGGAAAAUGGUCGCAAUCAAACAGCUCAAAGCUGGCAGUGGACAGGGGGAGCGUGAGUUUCGGGCAGAGGUUGAGAUCAUUAAUCGUAUCCAUCACAGAAAUCUCGUAUCUCUGGAUGGAUACUGCAUUUCUGGGGCCCAUAGAUUGCUUGUCUUUGAGUUUGUUCCAAAUAAAACCUUGUACUUUCAUUUACAUGGAGAUGGUAGACCAAAUAUGGACUGGCCAACUAGAAUGAAAACUGCUCUAGGGUCAGCCAGAGGAUUGCAUGAAGACUGUCACCCCAAGAUUAUACACCGUGAUAUAAAGUCUGCUAAUAUUCUUGUUGACAAUAGCCUUGAGGCAAAGGAGGAUCUUGCGAAAAUGGGCGUCAUGAUCCGUCAUUAUGACAAAAAGGAAUUGAAGGGUUAUGUGCGUGUGUCUGUUGGGAAGCCUGAACACACUAAUGCUCUGAUGAAGUGCCUUAAAAGUCUUUCUUGA